This is a messenger RNA of Phoenix dactylifera (date palm), 1164 nucleotides long. RefSeq lists its product as uncharacterized. The record is from RefSeq and is a predicted model, not a curated record. NCBI's taxonomy places the organism in Eukaryota, Viridiplantae, Streptophyta, Magnoliopsida, Arecales, Arecaceae.
CCCUUAGAAAGAAAAGACUCGAGUCGUCGUCACCUCCUUGUUUAUGACCAGCCUUCCUCCUCCUUUUCGUCGUUAUAACCUGUUCAGAGUCUCUGAUUUUAGGUGUGGGUGUCUACAAUCUGAGUAGAUUUUAGUAGAAUCCAAGAAAUGGAGAACUCCGGGAAAAGGAUUCUACUGACAUCCGAUGGAGAUGAGAUUUCGAAGGGCAUUGUUUACUACCUUGCUAACUCUGGCUGCAGGUUAGUUUUGAUGGGUGAUGAGAAUCGUCUGAGGGAGAUGGUGGGGGAAAUUGCGAGCUUAUUGAAGGGAACCGAUCAAUUAGAAGUGGUUGGAUUGAAUAUGGAAGAAGAAAAGGAGGCUGCUUUUGAUGAGGCUGUGGGUACGGCGUGGAAACUCCUGGGGAGAGUAGAUGGCUUUGUUAAUUGUUAUUCAUAUGAAGGGAAGAUGCAAGAAUGUCUACAUAUGACUGAACAGGAAUAUCGGAAAACAAUAAAAAUUAAUUUUAUGGCGCCAUGGUUUCUGCUAAAGGCUGUUGCUAAGCAAAUGCAGGAAUCCAAAUCGGGAGGAUCCAUCGUAUUUCUAAUGCAGAUCAUUGGCAUGGAAAGAGGACUGUAUCCGGGUGCUGCUGCAUAUGGCUCAAGUUUGGCUGCUGUACAACAGUUGGUUCGGCUAUCAGCAAUGGAGAUUGGCAAGUACAAGAUAAGAGUCAACGCAAUUGCCCGUGGCUUGCACUUGGGAGAUGAGUAUCCGCUUUCAGUGGGGAAGGAGAAGGCAGAGAAGUUCACAAGGGAUGUGAUGCCCCUUCUGAGAUGGCUCGACCCCAAGAAUGAUCUUGCUUCCACUGUACUGUACCUGGUGGGAGAUGAGUCCCGCUACAUGACUGGCACUACGAUCUUUGUCGAUGGAGCCCAAUCCAUUGUGAGGCCUCGCAUGCGAUCAUACAUGUAAUAGAAGCCUGUCAAUGUGGUCUCACUUUUAUUCUGUUCCUAAAGAGCGAAAACGUAUUUAAAGUUUAAUUGAGUUGAUCAAACUUUUGGAAUAAUGCUCAAGUUCAGCUGUUGCUGUCCAGCUUUAAUUGACUGGUGACACAGAAAUACAAUUUUCAACUGAGAUUUGCUUUGUGAAAAAUUUCAUAAUCAACUUUUAUGCAACCAAUUGAGCAAA